AUGGCAGUUUUUAAUCUUCUCAGUGAGCUCCACACAAAGAAAUCCGAUUUUCGUAUCUGCGCUAAGGUUGUUCGGAGAUGGAAGAAUGAAACAGAAUGGUUUGGACAUUUUCUAGAGAUCAUUCUCCGUGAUGAGAUGGGUACAAUGAUCCAAGCCUCUGUUCCGAAUGGACUAGCUGAAAGAUUGAACGUUGAAAUCAAAGAAGGUGACAGUUAUGUCAUUGAAAAGUUUAACGUGUCACCUGCAGAGAAAAAUCUACCGCUAUUUGAUCAGAAGUAUCACAUCUUCUUCUCGACUCAAACUGUCAUGAGAAGAGUGUCUGAUGUGACAAAUGAUCCAUUCUACAAUUUCUGGAGUUUCGCAGAUGUGCUCGAUGAUGAACUCAUCAAAAAUUACCCAUUAGGUAUGCAUAACUCUUUGAUUUAA
Microthlaspi erraticum is the source of this 426-nucleotide messenger RNA. The record is from the annotation of a GenBank genome assembly. NCBI's taxonomy places the organism in Eukaryota, Viridiplantae, Streptophyta, Magnoliopsida, Brassicales, Brassicaceae.